Echinops telfairi (small Madagascar hedgehog) is the source of this 2610-nucleotide messenger RNA. It is a transcript of the gene TPO, whose product is annotated as thyroid peroxidase. The coding region runs from base 1 to 2610 and encodes 869 amino acids. NCBI's taxonomy places the organism in Eukaryota, Metazoa, Chordata, Mammalia, Afrosoricida, Tenrecidae. The record is from RefSeq and is a predicted model, not a curated record. Gene Ontology annotation, molecular function: heme binding; iodide peroxidase activity; calcium ion binding. The transcript is spliced from 14 exons. Gene Ontology annotation, biological process: response to oxidative stress; thyroid hormone generation. Gene Ontology annotation, cellular component: membrane.
AUGAGCAAUACCUCACUCAGUGGAAGUUCCAGUACAGGGUCCCAGGAGACAUCAAAGAAUGGAGAGGGAGAUAUUUUAGCAAGAAAGACUAAAGAAUCUCGUGUUCUCAAAAUUUUGGAAGAGAGUAAGCUCAUGGUGGAUAAUGCCAUUUACAACACAAUGAAAAGAAACAUAAGGAAAAGGGAAGUAAAUUCUCCAGCGCAGCUUCUAUCUUUUUCUAAGCUCCCGGAACCAACUAGCCGAGCGAUUUCCCAAGCCGCAGAGAUCAUGGACACUUCAAUACAAGCCAUGAACAGAAAGGCCUACCAGACACCUAAGCAAACACAGCUUCCAACUGAUAUUGUGUCAGCAGAACUUCUGAACACAAUCGCAAAUAUAUCUGGAUGCCUGCCUUACAUGUUACCACAAAAAUGUCCAAAAUCUUGCCUGGCAAACAAAUACAGACUUAUUACAGGAGCUUGCAACAACAGAGACCACCCUCGAUGGGGAGCCGCCAACACAGCGCUCGCGAGAUGGCUCCCUCCAGUCUAUGAAGAUGCUCUCAGCCAGCCGAGGGGCUGGAAUCGCAACUUCUUAUACAAUGGGUUCCCUCUACCCCUGGUUCGGGAAGUGACAAGACAAAUUAUUCAAGUUUCAAAUGAGGCUGUUACAGAAGAUGGCCAAUAUUCUGAUCUCCUGAUGGUGUGGGGACAAUAUAUUGAUCAUGACAUUGCAUUCACACCUCAAAGCACCAGUAAAGCUGCAUUCUGGGGAGGAAUUGAUUGCCAGCUGACGUGUGUAAACCAAAACCCUUGUUUUCCCAUACAGCUCCCCUUGCAGGACUCGCUGACCACGGGCGCUGAGUGCUGGCCCUUCUAUCGCUCCUCUGCGGCCUGCGGCACCGGCGACCAGGCCGCCGUGUUUGGAAACCUCUCAGGGUCAAAUCCAAGGCAGCAGAUGAACGGGCUGACUUCUUUCCUGGAUGCAUCCACCGUCUACGGCAGCACGCCCGCCUUGGAGAAGCAGCUAAGGAACUGGAGCAGUGAGGAAGGGCAGCUCAAGGUCAACCAGCGCUACCGGGAUGACGGCCGGGCUUAUCUGCCCUUCAUGCGACCCCGGGGGCCCUCGCCCUGCGCGCGGGAGCCGGGCGCGGCCGGUGCGGGGCGCAUCGAGUGCUUCCAGGCGGGCGACAGCCGCGCCAGCGAGGUCCUGUCCCUGACGGCGCUGCACACGCUGUGGCUGCGGGAACACAACCGCCUGGCCGCUGCGCUCAAAGCCCUCAACCCGCACUGGAGCGCGGACACGGUCUACCAGGAGGCGCGCAAAAUCGUGGGGGCGCUGCAUCAGAUCAUUACCAUGAGAGAUUACAUUCCCAAAAUCCUGGGCCCGGAGGCCUUCCAGCAAUAUGUGGGAUUCUAUGAAGGCUAUGAUGCCACGGUGAACCCAACGGUGUCCAAUGUCUUCUCCACGGCUGCGUUCCGCUUCGGGCAUGCCACAGUUCACCCUCUCGUGAGGCGGCUUGACGAGCACUUCCAGGAACACCCAGCGCUCCCCAGCUUACGUUUGCACGAGGUCUUCUUUAGUCCACGGAGACUUAUCCUGGAAGGUGGUGUGGACCCACUGGUCAGGGGCCUGCUGGCAAGAGCAGCCAAGGCGCAGGCGCAGGGCCAGCUGAUGAACGAGGAGCUGACAGAGAAGCUCUUCGUGCUGUCGGACUCAGGCACCUUGGAUCUGGCCUCAUUAAAUCUGCAGAGGGGCCGAGACCACGGUCUGCCAGGUUAUAACGAAUGGAGAGAAUUCUGCAGCUUGCCCAGACUAAAGACACAAGCCGACUUGAACACUGCCAUUGCUAACAGGAGUAUUGUUGAAAAGAUAAUGAACUUAUAUAAGCAUCCAGAUAAUAUUGAUGUCUGGCUGGGUGGCUUAGCUGAAAACUUCCUCCCAGGGGCUCGGACUGGUCCCCUGUUUGCAUGCAUCAUUGGAAGACAAAUGAAGGCUCUGAGGGAAGGUGACUGGUUUUGGUGGGAAAACAGACAUGUAUUUACUGAAGCGCAAAGGCAUGAACUGGAAAAACAUUCUUUAUCCCGGAUAAUCUGUGACAGCACAGGCCUCACCAGAGUACCAGCCGAUGCCUUUCAAGUUGGAAAAUUUCCUCAAGAAUUUGAAUCAUGUGAAAAUAUACCACAGAUGAAUUUAGAAGCAUGGAAGGAGACCUUUGAGCAAGAUGAGACGUGUGCUUUCCCCGCUAACGUGGACGAUGGAGACUUCGUGCGCUGUGACGCAUCGGGAAAGCGCGCCUUGGUGUAUUCCUGCCAUCACGGGUACGAGCUUCACGGACAAGAACAAAUCACGUGCACAGACAAAGGAUGGGAUUUCCAGCCUCCCACUUGUAGAGAUAUUAAUGAAUGCACCGAUCUGAUGGAACCUCCCUGUCAUCCCUCCGCUACCUGCAGGAACACAAAGGGCAGCUUCCAGUGUCUCUGUACUGACCCGUAUGUGCUAGGGGACGACGAAAGAACCUGUGUGGAUUCUGGAAGACUCCCCAAAGCCUCAGUCGUCUCCAUCACAUUAGGUGGCGUGCUCAUUGGCAGCCUGGCAGCACUGGCCUGGGUGGUCAUUUGCAAAUGGUGA